ACUUAUUAUACAAAAUAGUAUUAAGUAUAUGUCAAUAUGUACUAAUCUAAACAAUAUAAGUUGAAAGGAAACUUACUCAGGUGAACAGAAUAAUGGGAAGAGAGAUAGCAGCAUUGUAUUGACUCAAUCUACUCCUAAAAAUACGUUCAUCGUUAUUUUAUACAUUUAUUACAAAGUAGUUGAGCUUAAUUUGAAUGAAACUCACAUUUUGAUCAUUAAUUUAUAUACCUGGAUAGAUUUUGUUUUAACCAUUCAUCGCGUCCUUGAACUGCUUGAAAAAAAAUAAACGUGUUACUUCAUAAUCAGUUAAAAACACCGAAACUGCUGAGUUAUUCUGUUUAACAAAAUCAAACCAUUACUAACUUUAUUAUUAUUAUUAUUUUGAUAACAAUUUUAUUGAAUAUCUUUCAUUAUCCUAAUUACAAUUAUUUGGAAUUAAUUCAUCAAUUUUUUUUAUUAUUAAAUUAUGAAUUAUGGUGUAUGUUUUGCACGGAAUUCUAAAUUUCCCACAUCAACAAAAAGCUCAAACACUUUGUCCUCUACAAUAUUUGAAUGCAAAUCCAAAUACUCCAUCAUGGUCACCGCAUCCAUCAUUGACUAUUCAACAGGCUAAUUCAUCAAAUGCUUUGUCGAAUCAGUGUAUAUUGAAUUUUUUCAACGGUGGUGGUGGUGGAACGCCAACUGUAGCGGCGGCUAAUGGAACUGUAUUGGCGGACACAACAAUAGAUCCAGUUGUAUUGCCUGAACAACAGCAACAACAACAAUGGUCAAGAAAUUCAAAUAUUGAAUUUAUUCAAAAAUCUAUAUCACCAGUAUGGAAUGGGGAAUAUCAUACUGGAGAGAAUAAUUUCCCAGUCUUAUUGGAAUUGCCUACAAGCAUAAAGAAUGAUUCCGAUCAGCCUAAUCAGUCCAAUGGUGCCAAGUCGAAUCAAGGUCCUGCUGAUACUGUCACAAGUACCACGAAGAGUUUAACAGAAGAUGAUUCAUUCCAUAUAUUUGUUGGUGACUUAUCGCCUGAAGUGCAAGAUGAGACACUGUUAGCAGCAUUUUCUAACUUUGGGACAAUUACAGAAUGUAAAAUCAUCAAAGAUAUGCAUACCCAGAAGCCUAAAGGAUAUGGAUUUGUAGCCUAUUCCACAAGACAAGAAGCAGAGCGUGCAAUUCGUAUUAUGAAUGGUCAGAUAAUUGGUACUAGAGCGAUAAGAACCAAUUGGGCUGUACGUAAAGAUCCAGCUGAUCAAGCUAAAGAUCAUCGUCCAUUGAAUUACUUAGAAGUAUUUAACGCUUCAUCGGCUUCAAAUACAACAAUUUAUGUCGGUGGUAUCACGAAUGAAUUGACUGAAAAACUUCUUCAAGAUUCAUUUAAACAAUUUGGUGAAAUCAAAGAAAUUAGGAUAUUUAAGGACAAAGGAUUUUCAUUCAUUAAAUUCGAUUCUCAUGUCGCUGCUACACAGGCAAUUGUUACAAUGCAUGGAAAAGUUGUUGGUGAUCAAGCCUGUAAAUGUUCAUGGGGAAAAGAACCUUCCUUUACAAAUAAACAAGGAUUAGCAAAACGUUUAUCAUCGGCUUUAUUUGUCUCAACCGUGCAAAACCCUAUAAACAAUGACCAGAAUGCAAUUCUCUUAAGACCACAGAAUUCAUGGCUUACAUCAGCAAAUCAAAACGGUUUAAUAUUAGAAUUACCAGCGAAAAGAUCAGCAAAUGAAAAGCUACAUCCAAUCAAUAUGAAUUGUAUAACAUCAACAGAUAAACUAUUAACAGUUACAAAUGAACGUCAGCUACCCAUCAGGCAUACAUCACAAGAUACAAAUAAACCGAAUAAUGCUAAUGUUAGCCUCACAACAACAAAUCCAUUGUGGCCUUAUACAUGUUGGUUUACUGGGAAUCCAAAUCAGGACAAUGCUUUACCUGUACUGGUACUUGAUAAUUUAACAAGAGGAACACUGUCAAAUCAGCCUGUAAUUCCAUUCACACCUUCAGUAGAUAAUAAUCCUCUACUCUUAGGUUUAUCCAACAUAGAUUUAACAAAAGGUUAUUGUCUAGACAAUUCUGAUUUCAGUAUCAUUCCAAACACCAACAAUAAUAAUAAUAAUCAUAAUACAAAUGGACAGUUUACUGACUCUCAACCUGCAUUCCCAAUUAUUGAAGGCAUUCAUAAUUACAAACCGCCUUUAUUUCGAAGUAUCCCGUCUAAUCCUAUUGCCUUACAAACACGUGAAAAUUUAAAUCUACGAGAUGCACAACAACAACAACAUCAACAGCAACUUUUAAAUUUAAAACAAGUUACACUACCCAACAUGGAGGCUAAUAAUAAUGCUUAUUCUUUUAUACCAAAUAUCCCGUUAAUUGCUUUCUCGGCACUUCCAAUAAAUUCAACAACCAACACUGAACCUAUGCUUGAUGCAACAGUAACAAUGACUUAUAGAAAUGAUAAACAAUCACUGAAUCAAUCUGCUCAAUUAUCUCAUUUUGGACAGUAUCCUGUAUAUAACGGGGACAGGUAAACGUAAAACUACAUAUCACAUCCUUACGGAAUAGUUCAUCUCUAUAACACACACUACAAAUGAAUUUUCAUUACUAACACUAUCAGCAUCACAUUGAUGGUAAAAUGUACCACAGUGCACUACAAUUAAGAAAUGCAGUGGCAGCAAUAUUAAUAAAAUUUGCCAGACAAUUAUAAAAAUAGACACAAUUAUUCUUAAUUACUGUGAAUACCAUAUCGAGAAAAUACAUAAAAAUAUUGCAAAUAAAUAAAUAAUAUACGUGACAAUCUCCGUAGAAUUUGACUUGACUGCUAUAUUAAAUAUUUUACAGUUUGAAACUAAUGCAGUUGUCAACGUUCAAUCCGGAAUUCAACAUUGAAAGCCGCUGUCUAGUCUGUCAACACUGUCAACAUGAUCGUCAACUUUUCUGUUCAGAAAAAUCCUUCUCGCACAUACAUAUAAAACUAACAGUUAAGCUGAUCACAAUAAUAUCACUGAAAAAAAUCUGCUGUUCAUAGAAGAUCGCGCUGAAUUUAGUUCAUUCACAUCAGCAAUUCACACUUUCUUAUAUUCAUUUCUUCAACAAAUAACCUGCUUAUUGAAUUAGUCAAUGAUAAUUUCUAAAAAUAAAAUGGACACCUUCUUUUUUUAACAAUUACAUCGAAUGUGAAAACCGAACAAAUUAACUUUCGACCUUCUAUUUUUUCUUCUCCUUUUUCUUGUCUUUUCCACCCCUUUUCCAAAUAUUUCAUUAUGGGAGUCUUUAAUGUUUUGCAGUGUUUGAAAUCUCCUGGCUAUCGGAUUGCAUUUACUAAGUUUUUGAAGUUAAAUGAUGAAUAUAUAUCCAUUGAACACCUUGAAUGUGUUAUCCUAAAUUCCAGCACAUUUCUAUGAAUUCCGAAUGUGUAUCGUUCAUGGUUUCGUGUUACUCGAGUAGUACUUUGCUAACUAGUGUACUUAAAUGUUAAAACUCUGAAUAUUUCAUUCCUCUUCAACAUUGAAAUGUUGGCCUAUCUGCUUAUUUUAAAAAACGAUACUGUUAAAAUCAAAAUUGUUUCAAUCUGUGAACAGUUUACAUCUUCUAAUUGUUGAUAACGAGGUAUGUAAUUAAUAUAUUUAAGCGAGAAUGUUACAGAAUAGAUUUACACAUGUGAAGAUUAUAAUUAUUUUAACUGUGAAAUGUCCUCUCUCUCUCUCUCUAAAGCUGACUGUGUUAAAUAGAAAGAAGGAUUUUAAUAAAGCAAAAAAAAAUAGUGUCAUUUAUUUC
Molecule: messenger RNA, 3750 nt
Organism: Trichobilharzia regenti
Lineage: Eukaryota; Metazoa; Platyhelminthes; Trematoda; Strigeidida; Schistosomatidae
Source: the annotation of a GenBank genome assembly